AUGCUGGUGUCUGCUCUGGAUCUGCAGUUACCUGGUAACAAUCAGCCUCGAUGCGCUGGGAUCUCAAGAGGUAAACACUUUGUUCUUGGCUUUAUUGAUGGUUACGGUAGCAGAGACAUCGCAUCCAGGGAGCUGUUUAUUUUGGUGGUGGCGUUCAGUUAUCAGCAAACGACAGUCACCAUCAGUAGCAAGCACGAAAUAGCAGGGAAACCAUUCCAGGAAACCUUUGUGAUCGAUUCAGGUGGAUUUAUCAGGACCAACAUACCAGUUGAACUCUUGAUGGAAAACACUGAGAGAAGCCAAAAGGUGCUGGAAAUUUCAGCAAGCUCUGAUGUUUCUGCUUACGGGCUGAUGUAUCAAUAUCGCACCACUGACGGUUUUCUCGGUAUACCCACAAACAAUCUCGGCAUGCAAUACGUGGUGACGACGUCAAGUCCAAGAGUUGACCACCGUUCGCAGUUCGCUGUACUUGGGACAGAGGAGUCCACUUUGGUCCAGGUUACUUUACGAGGAGCUGUAACAUUCGAAGGACAGAGCUACAGUCCGGGUGAUGUGUUGGGAUUCACUGUCGAUGACCUAGAGGCCGUUCAAAUCCAAGGUAAUAGGUUGGUAGAUUUAACGGGAAGUAUCAUUCAGAGUGACAAACCAGUUGCUGUGUUCAGUGGCAAUGAAUGCACAAACCACGCCGGUUCAUUUUGUGACAGGGUGACUGAGCAAUUGGUACCCGUUAAGAGCUGGGGACAGAAACACAUCUACACCGCAGCCCGAAGUGACGAUGACAACAUCUACCGCAUUGUUGCUUAUUUCAGCGAAACUAAUCUCACCAUCCCCGGUCUUGAACACCGGUUGUUGGGACCGGGACAAUUUUGGGAAGGGCGUCUUUCGGGUUCCGGCCUCGUUAGGUCAAGCAAACCAGCUCUAAUGAUGCAGCAGUUGGCGUCCAUCAAUGGUAUCACAGUCGACCCCUCCAUCAUUCAGGUUCCUGCAGAAGAACACUUUGGUUUUGUGUUUCGAUUCACGACACCUCCUUAUUCUGGAGCUGAUUCCGGUGGUGGUUACUACAAUUUCAUCAAUAUCAUUGUGAAAAAUGAAUCUCGACAAACUGUGCAUCUUAAUAGUUUUCCCAUCAACGGCACCAAUGCGCUUGUAAGCGAUGUUCCUCACACUAGUUACAUAUCGCUUACAGUUCAACUUCCAAAAGGUGAAGGUGUCUACUACGUCGAGCAAACAGAUCCGUAUUCAUCACCCCUGUCUGUCAUUGUCUAUGGAUAUGGAUUCCAACAAACCUAUGGCUAUGCCGCUGGUCUGUCUCUCCCCAGCAAUAAACAACUGCUGAGUUUGACACCGUACUAUUUGCGAGAACUUGGUGGCGAGCUUUUCACAAUGACUGUUCCCUGUUUGCAAACAAAUGCUAUAUCUUUUCAAGACGCCAAGUGCAAAUUUUCCACUGGCUUUGGAGACGUCAUUGUUUCUGGUGAACGCACCGACUCUUACACCGUUGUCUGUAUCACCCCAACCUUUUACAAGAACGGACUUACAUCUGUCUACGCAUCACUUGACGACGGCGAAUCAUUUCCAUACUCCGGCAUUGUGUACGUUGCAUCUGAAGAGGAUCUACCGCCACUCGUUCAAAUACAACGGGUGAAUUCUAUGUAUGGAGAUGGCAUCAUUGAUCUAACCUCAGAUGAUCCGAUCGUGUUCUUCUGGGAUCCUAGAAGUCUUGAUGAAGGAGUAUCACAUGUGACUGUUAUGAUGCAAGACACAGAUUACGACAGCGAUGGGAAUCCAGUCUUGAUGGAAGGUGUUGCUGUGAAGAGCAAUGUCUUGAACAACGGUAGUCUGAUGAUAUAUCCAAGAGCCCUUCAAUCCCUCACCAGUGAUGGUUUGUCACUCACAGCAUUUUAUCUUACUCCGUCUGGAUUGAGAAGACGAAGAAAUGUGGGAGCUUUGUUGCGGCGCUUAAGAUAUUAUGGUCCUGCUGCAAUUAUAGUUGGUGUUACUGCAAUCACCUGUGAAGUUUCAAAGUACCAGUUAAAGAAAAAUGUGCCUACAGGACUGCCUUCAUCUCCUUGCAACACAGAACAAGCUGACCGAGACCAGAACUUCCAGGAGGCGAAUUUUGCGAAUUGGUUCUUCCAUGAGGGUGCCGAGAAAUGUUAUCGGUCUGUUAAUUCAUUACCAACUGGAGCAGGUCAACAAAGUUGUUACGGAACAGACGGUAACAUCCUGGCAGUUCCGCCUGGGGGAGGAACAGCCGAUAGGUACAGUCCAGGAGAGCAUUUCUGGAAGCAUCAAUGGUUCGAUGUUCUUCCUUGGCUUUGCUUAUGCAAACUGUCAAACAACUGUAAAGAAUAUUACAAGUACAGGCCAUCGGAUGAUUGUUCUGACUACGACCCACCUCGACCGGCUGGGGGCACUGGGGAUCCCCAUCUCACAAGUCUGGAUGGGUACAAGUUCACCUUCAACGGAGCCGGGGAAUUCCUGAUGGCGUCAUCUGCAGUACAUAACUUGACCUUUCAAGCCCGUAUGGAGAGGUACCGCAACACCAACGCAUCUGUGUACACGGCAUUUGUUCUCCAAACCAACGAUUCCUCAAAAGUCCAGGUACAGAUGUCUAACAUGAACGAGACACUGAUUCUUGUAGAUGGUGAGCCGUUGCGUCUUGACUCCAUCCCAGUCAAAGUUCAUCACCUCAGAGGUGUUCGGAUCCGCUUCAACUCUGAGAUGACCAAAAUCAACAUAGCAUUCAGUGCUGGCAUCGCUGUCACCGUGUACAUAGAUACCGAGGUGAUGUCUUUCAUCGUUCAACUUUACACUCAUUUCCAGGGUCGAGUUCAAGGACUUCUUGGAAACCUAAACGGAAACCCAGAUGACGACCUUCAGUUCCCAAACGGAACCAUUCUGGAGCCUGGUUCUUCGCUGAAGGAACUUCACGAGUAUGGUUUGGAGUGGUUGGUGGCUCAAGAGGAGUCCAUAUUCACCUACAGUUCCCCCUUUGACUACAGCACAUACCACUUUCCUGAGUUUUCCCCGACCUUCGAGAUUCCUGAUCUGAACGAAGUGAGUCAGGAAAUCAAGGAUCUGUGUGGUGAUUCCAUUGAGUGUGUCUUUGAUGCGGUAAUCACCGGCAGCAUGUCUUUUGCUAACGAGACUCUCAUGGUGACAGUCACAAUAACUGAAGUCCAGAAAGGAUUGGUCAAGAUUGUCAGUUGUGGCUACCCGGGUGAUGUGGAGAACGGAUUGCUGUCCGGGUCUGUGUAUUUCGUGAAUGCCACUGUGGAUGUGGCUUGUGAUGAUGGCUUCACCUUGACAGGGUCUUCCAAAUUGACCUGCCUUGAGGAUGGUCAGUGGUCGUCUGAUCUCCCUGUUUGUGCUGUCGACUGUGGCUACCCGGGUGAUGUGGAGAACGGAUUGCUGUCAGGGUCUGUAUAUCUCGUGAAUGCCACUGUGGAUGUAGCUUGUGAUGAUGGCUUCACCUUGACAGGGUCUUCCAAAUUGACCUGCCUUGAGGAUGGUCAGUGGUCGUCUGAUCUCCCUGUUUGUGCUGUCGACUGUGGCUACCCGGGUGAUGUGGAGAACGGAUUGCUGUCAGGGUAUGUAUAUCUCGUGAAUGCCACUGUGGAUGUGGCUUGUGAUGAUGGCUUCACCUUGACAGGGUCUUCCAAAUUGACCUGCCUUGAGGAUGGUCAGUGGUCGUCUGAUCUCCCUGUUUGUGCUGGCAUGGAUAAUGGCGAGGAGGGAGGACUAGCUCCUGGUAUUAUAGCUGGUAUUGUUGUUGGUGCCGUGAUUGCUGUACUUGCAAUCUGGGGUCUGAUUUACAUUUUCAUCAAAAGUUUCAACAACAGAAGAAAGACUCGUCUUGAAACAGAUACCACCGCACAAACCACAGUUUCUUUACAGCUGGAUAACACUGUAGAGGUAUCGCGAGAGCAGUGGUAAUUUAUUUGUUUGUUAUCCCGAUCAUUAUAGCCAAAUCAACACACUAAGUAAAGUAAAUUGGUAAAAUUUUAAUCGCGCUUAUAAUAGGUCGGGCCUAGACCUUAAAGCCAGCUUAUCAGAUAGAAUUUCGCUCAGAUUACCAAGACAACAUAUGAAGUGAAUUGCUCAGAUUACCUGCGUAUAAUAGCAAGGAUAGGAGUCUGGAUCUGAUGCAUAUUUGUGUUAUUGGGUGGUUUUAAGCAGUAUAGUCCUCGUAGCUCUCGUUACACAUGUACAGCGAUUAUUAGCCAAGGUGGGAGGUUAAAUGUAGAAUGUAAGAAUAUGAAUCUUGUUAAUUAUAAUUCAUAACACAAACAUUUAAAUGAUGUACUUCUUAAGAGGCAAUCAUGUUGUGAAACAGGUUCCUUUCAACAGGCAAGUCAUAUACUUUAAAGCGAUAAAAAGAAACAAAACCCAAGCAUUGUUUCAGUAAAAGUAAGCAGAAUUUGUUAUAAAAUCAAGUAACCGUAUAAAUGGUUUGUUGUGAAAAUAAAUUGAGUUCUGAAAACAACAGUUAUGCAUGUUUCAUAUAUCAACAUGUUAUGUAUACCAAUUUUUGUAUGUAGAAAUGAUUGCUCUUGUUACGUCGUUACAAUAUACGGAAUGUAGUUUUAUAUCGUUUAUGAGCUUUAUGAUGUUAAUGGCUGUAUAGUGGUGUCUUAAACUUUGCUUAACGGAAACUUUACCAAUAACUGUUUUCUUAGACUUUUCUUGAGAGUAAGUUUAUUUUAAGAUCUUUAUAAGUUAAUUGCAAAAGGUACUGAUUGAUUUCAGGAUUUAAUAACAAGAGAAAAUAUCGGCUCAGUUCUUCAUUUUAGAUUACACAGAUUUUUUAACCACCGGUUGCGUUUGUUUACGUCUGUAUAUAGUGUUGGAAUUUGAAAUGUUCACUUAAAAUCAAAUAUUGUAGUUAUGUAUAAAUACUUAGAUUGUGACUAAUGUGGUUGAGUUAAUUAAUGAAGGGUUUUUAAUCGAGAAUGAAGACUGACAACUAGUUAAAGGAGCAGGACAUGAAUUUUGCUUGGGAACAUAACUUUCUUUUCCUCUUAAUACAUGAAAAUUAUUUGAAUUCCAUUGUUGGUUAACAUUGUUUCAAAGUGAACUUCUUUAAACAUUUAAGAUGUUCCAUGCAUUUGAGGGCGCUCUUGCUGUGUAGCCACUUCAGGAACACCCUCUUCAGCUUAGGGUUUUUCUGUUCAAAUUGUUAAGCAAAAAACGAGCUCAUUGAAAACGUUUGUGAGAAAAGUUUGCCCAUUGACUUUAUUACUGUUAUGUAUUGAAAAAUCAACGAAUUACCUAAAAUAUAAAACCCAAAUUUACGACAACAAAAUAUCCAACAUUCUGGCGACAGUUGGUGCUGAAAUAGCUGUAAUAUUGUGGUUUCUGCCUAAAGUGACAUCACGAAUUUGCUCAUGAAUACGGAAAUAGCAACAAAACCUUACAAAUCUUAAGGUGAAAUUACCCUUGAAAAUGGCAAAAUGAAAAUUGAAUAUGAGCAUAAACGACAAAAGUGCAUCUUUAAGGACUGCAUGAAAACAUUAUAUAUUUCACGGGCCCUCUAAAAAAGAAAACUGUUUUAGCCAAGAUCACAUCGAUAUUGAUUACAGCAAAUUAAACGCAAUAGAUAAAAGUUGAACAAGCCAUUUUUUGGAAUAUGUAAUUUUUACUGUCAUCGUGAAUUUUUUCUCGAAGGUUUAUAUGGACAAACGCAACAUUUUACUACU
Messenger RNA from Patiria miniata (bat star), 5702 nucleotides. Its product is annotated as sushi domain-containing protein 2-like. Lineage: Eukaryota; Metazoa; Echinodermata; Asteroidea; Valvatida; Asterinidae. The transcript has a single exon. The record is from RefSeq and is a predicted model, not a curated record. The coding region runs from base 1 to 3939 and encodes 1312 amino acids.